AUGACUGGACAAAUGCAUGAGAAAAAUUUGGCAGAACAAGCCUCCUACCUAGAAAGGGUUUUUAUUCGCUUCUUAGCCAGCAAAAUAUUAGUAAAAAGAAUUAUGAACAUGCUCAAAAGUAGUGGAGCUGAACUUAAGCUAAUGACAGAUAUAAAUGAGUACUUGAUGGUUGAGAAGGGCAUUCAUGAAGGCAUGAUAAUGGCAAGUUAUCAUGCAAUGAUCCAAUAUAUGCUUACAGAAAUAUUGAGAAAAGUAAGCCUAGAACAGGUUCUGGAUAUACAAAGUAUUGCAUCAGAUACUAAAAUAGGAUAUAUAUUAAAAGUUGAUUUAAAAGUUUCAAUAUAUUUGCAUGAUUUCUUUGUGGAUUAUUCUUUAGCAUUAGAAAAGCAGAUAGUUCCAAAAGAAUGGCUUAGCUUGCAUAAUAAAAGAUUAGUAUAUAAUAAAGAAGUUGAAGUGGAAAAUAUAUAA
This is a messenger RNA of Funneliformis mosseae, 468 nucleotides long. NCBI's taxonomy places the organism in Eukaryota, Fungi, Glomeromycota, Glomeromycetes, Glomerales, Glomeraceae. The record is from the annotation of a GenBank genome assembly.